Messenger RNA from Dryobates pubescens (Downy woodpecker), 1851 nucleotides. Its product is annotated as keratin, type II cytoskeletal 3-like. The transcript has 9 exons. The record is from RefSeq and is a predicted model, not a curated record. Gene Ontology annotation, molecular function: structural constituent of skin epidermis. Lineage: Eukaryota; Metazoa; Chordata; Aves; Piciformes; Picidae. Gene Ontology annotation, cellular component: keratin filament. Gene Ontology annotation, biological process: keratinization; intermediate filament organization. Bases 1 to 1851 code for a protein of 616 amino acids.
AUGUCUCGGCAGUCCGUCUGCAGAAGCUUUGGAGGAGGGAGUAGGAAGGGCUACAGCUCCUGCUCGGCCGUGGCUGGGGGCUUCGGCGGAGGUGGCGGCAGGACCAGGAUCAGCUACAGCUCCUACUCCUCGUCCCGGGGAGGCGGAGGAGGUGGACAGUGCGGAGGCUAUAGCAGCAGGAGCCUCCACAACAUGGGGGGCAGCAGGAGGAUCGCCAUGGGCGGCUGCUACGGCGGCGGAGGCUUCCCGGGAGGCAGGAUGGGAGGCUUCGGCGGAGGCUACGGAGGAGGCAUGGGAGGCUUCGGUGGAGGGAUGAGCUGUGGAGGAGGAAUGGGUCCUGGAGGAAUGGGUGGCUUUGGUGGCGGCAUGGGUCCCGGAGGAAUGGGCGGCUUCGGCGGCGGCAUGGGGGGCGGCGGCAUGGGCGGCUUCGGCGGCCCCGGCUUCCCCGGGGGCAUCCAGCCGGUGCAGGUGGACCCCAGCCUCCUGAGGCCGGUCCACGUGGAGAUCGACCCUCAGAUCCAGCAAGUGAAGAACAGUGAGAAGGAGCAGAUCAAGACCCUCAACAACCAGUUUGCUUCCUUCAUCGACAAGGUUCGCUUCCUGGAGCAACAGAACAAGGUCCUCGCCACCAAGUGGGAGCUCCUCCAACAGCAAGGACCUGCAGGGCCCAGGAAGAACCUGGAUGUCAUCUUUGAGAACUACAUCCAAGGGCUGAGGAGGAGGCUGGAGGGGCUGGUGGGACAGAGGAGCCAGCUGGAGUCGGAGCUGCAGAGCAUGCGGCAGUACGUGGAGGAGUACAAGAGCAAGUACGAAGAAGAGAUCAACAGGCGAACAGCUGCCGAGAACGAGUUUGUGGUGCUCAAGAAGGAUGUGGACUGUGCCUACAUGACUAAGGUGGAGCUGGAAGCCAAGGUGGGAGCCCUGACCGAUGAGAUCAGCUUCCUGAGGUGCAUCUAUGAGGAGGAGCUGGCUCAGAUGCAGACCAUCAGCAGGGACCUGUCUGUGGUGGUGUCCAUGGACAACAACCGGCACCUGGACCUGGACAGCAUCAUCCAGGAGGUCAGGCAGCAGUAUGAGCAGAUAGCUCAGAGCAGCAGAGCCGAGGCUGAGGCUUGGUACCAGAGCAGGUAUGAAGAGCUGCAGAACACAGCUGGCAGGCACGGGGACAGCCUCCGCAACACCAAGAUCGAGAUCCAGGAGCUGACCAGGAACGUCCAGAGGCUGAGGGCUGAGAUUGAGAGCGUGAAGAAGCAGAACCAUCAGCUGCAGACGGCCAUCGCCGAGGCCGAGGAGCACGGGGAGAUGGCCCUGAAGGAUGCCAGGAGGAAGCUGGAGGAGCUGGAAUGUGCCCUGAGCAAGGACAAGGAGGAGCUGGCUCGCCUGCUGAAGGAGUACCAGGAGCUGCUGAACAUCAAGAUUGCUCUGGACGUGGAGAUUGCCAUGUACAGGAAGCUGCUGGAGGGAGAGGAGAACAGGCUGUGCAACGAUGGAAUGUCCAACGUCAAUGUCUCUGUGGUAGGCAAAGGCAGCGUCUCCGGAGGCAGAGGAGGCUUCGGAGGAGGCAGCGGCAUGGGAGGAGGCUUCGGAGGAGGCAGCGGCAUGGGAGGAGGCUUCGGCGGCGGCAGCUGCGGCAUGGGAGGAGGCUUCGGAGGAGGCAGCUGCGGCAUAGGAGGAGCAGGAGGCAGCUUCGGAGGGGGCAGCAUGGGCGGCAGCUGCGGCAUGGGGGGAGCGGUGUACGGCGGCGGCUUCUCGUCGGGCAGCGGCAGGGUGUGCGGCUCCGGCGGGGGCUCGUCCUCCGUGCGCAGAUGUGUGACCACCACCUCGGUCAAGUCCUCCGGAGUGAGGUUCUGA